Messenger RNA from Ostertagia ostertagi, 291 nucleotides. The record is from the annotation of a GenBank genome assembly. NCBI's taxonomy places the organism in Eukaryota, Metazoa, Nematoda, Chromadorea, Rhabditida, Trichostrongylidae.
AUGACUUGGAUACAGGAUCAACUUGACGACGAAAACGUUUUCCCGUCGCAAGUCGGUCGCUCUUUCCCUCGGAAUUACAUGGAAGUGUGUGAAGGAAUAAUGCGACGUCUUUUUCGGGUAUAUGCUCACGUCUAUGCAGCACACUCUGCACGUUUUACUGAACUGAAUGCAACUCCUCACCUGAACACUUCAUUCAAACAGUUCAUACUUUUCGCAAGACAGUUCCAACUUAUACCCAGUCGGGAAGUGGAACCCUUGCGUACGAAGAUCGAUGAGCUGAUUGGAGCGUAC